This is a messenger RNA of Cylas formicarius (sweet potato weevil), 1147 nucleotides long. RefSeq names its product low-density lipoprotein receptor-related protein 5-like. Gene Ontology annotation, molecular function: protein binding. The record is from RefSeq and is a predicted model, not a curated record. NCBI's taxonomy places the organism in Eukaryota, Metazoa, Arthropoda, Insecta, Coleoptera, Brentidae. The coding region runs from base 63 to 1061 and encodes 332 amino acids. Gene Ontology annotation, cellular component: plasma membrane. The transcript has 6 exons.
AGUUUCGACGUCGCCGGGCGGUCUUAAAGGUACGGGAAACCGCGAUUGUACCGGACAAAAUCAUGAUUUUACAACCUUGCAACGUCGAACUGACCAAAGUGCACUACUACGAUACAAGCAAGCGCAAUCAAAACGUAUCGAUAUCGACGAUAUCCAGGGAGAUCGCUCAGAAUGGUUUCAACCGAAACGUCCUGAUCAAAAAGAAUAUCUUCGGCCAUCGCUGGGUGCUGCGCAUCAACGAACUAGACGACAGACUAAAGAAAAAACCGCCCGGAAGGAAACGCACUUUAUACGUAGUGGUUUUCUGCUUUAUCGUGGUCGCCAUUUCGUCCGGGAUAUUUUUCUCGUUGGACCGGUACAUAUUUAAAGGAAACGAUGACGUCAUCGCCUCGACGCCUAAAACCGUGUCGCUUGCUAAUUUCACGGUAAAAAUAAUCACCUCUCCUUCUUCGUCAAACUCAAGCGACAUAGAUUUAAGAAGUAACGUACCCGACCAGACUCGAAACGCAACGGCAGAGUUUUGCGUCGAUUGCGAUCUCGCCGAGGAGGUGUGCAUUAAAACGGCCGAACUGGAGCAGCCCAAAUGCGUCCGAAAACGCGACAAAAAAGAUCCGACCGGUUGCGGAGGCCUGUGCCGAAUCGAAGUCGAGUAUUGCAAGAGAUUGGACAAGCGCAGCCCGGUGCACCAAUGCUUGAGGCUCCAACACCUGCUGAAAUGUCCCGCGAACAUGUUCAACUGCGGCAACAUGUGCGUCUCUAUCGAUAAGAGGUGCGACGGCAAGGUGGAUUGUUCGAAUAAGUCGGACGAAAAAGAUUGCGCUUGCGAUUUAGAAACGCAUUUUCAGUGCGGAAAUUUGACAUCGUGCGUUGAUAUUAAUAAAAGGUGCGACGGCGUAGUCGACUGCUGGGACAAGACCGACGAAAUUGGCUGCGACAAAGCAGUCAGGUGCGACGACGGUCACAUACCGUGCUUAAACGGUGAAUGCAUCCCGAAGGAAAAGUUCUGCGACAAAAGAAUCGACUGCCGAGAUAAAUCCGAUGAACCCAAGUGGUGCCAAUAGAAAUAAAAUAAUUUUUGAUAAAACGAUCGUCUUAUUAAAAAGUCAUAACAAAAACCAUACGUGACAAUAUAGUCACAGAUCUGAGC